UGUUAAAAAGAAUUAAUUGCUCCCAUUUCUCGGCAUCCAAACAGCGGAAUAACUUUGUAGAAAUCUUCACUUCGCCGAGGUUUGUUUCGAUCGGCGAGCGCGAUGAUCAGAUUGUGAUAACUUCAGAACCCAAUUGAGGUGAUUAGGGAUUACGAGCGAUUCAAUAUACGAUGCGGUUGUUUCCUUUGAGCUCAAGCCAAGGCUCGACCUCCAGCGCAGACAAGGAGCUCGUUGAUCGGGAAAAAAAUCGCGCCCUUUUGUACCUCAAUGUCUACGAUCUCACGCCUGUGAACAACUACCUUUACUGGGUUGGAUUCGGGAUCUUCCACUCCGGCAUAGAAGUUCAUGGCAUGGAGUAUGGCUUUGGAGCCCAUGAGUAUCCCAGCAGUGGGGUUUUUGAGGUGGAACCAAGAAGUUGUCCUGGCUUCAUCUUCAGAAGGUCAGUCCUGUUGGGAAGCACUGAAAUGUCUCGCUCAGAAGUUCGGUCAUUUAUGGAGCAUCUUUCUGGAAAGUAUCGUGGAGAUACCUAUCAUUUAAUUGCCAAGAAUUGCAACCAUUUCACUGAUGAAGUUUGUAUGCAGCUAACUGGAAAACCUAUACCUGGAUGGGUAAAUCGGCUGGCCCAAGUAGUUUCAGGUUCUUUCUGCAACUGUCUUCUCCCAGAAAACAUUCAAAUUUCAGCAGUGAGACAUCUUCCUGACCAUCCAGCAUAUUCUGACGAGGAUGAUGACUACGGAUCAGAAUCUAUCGCAUCAUCUGGAACAGGAGCAAGUGAGGAGGGGCAAAAUCAUCAUCUCCUGACUGUACCAAGUGGUGAUGUAGCUUUCGUGAAGGAAAAACCUCCGACGUGAUCAAGGGAGCUAUAAUUUCUUCCACUCAGUAUUAUUUGUGUUAUCCUCAUGUCUCCGAUUGUACUUGUACGUAGUCUAUGAUUCUAAAUGUAUCACCAAACGUGUCUCAGCCAUAUUAUAUGAUAGUUCCUGGUAUAGUGAUGGUAUAGUGAUGAUGCUUGAUAUUUGUUUCCUGGGUUUAUCGUUCAGAAAUGUAUGAAUAUGAUUCCACUUAUAUCCGAACUGUAACAUGCGUUGAGUUAUUA
Messenger RNA from Pyrus x bretschneideri (Chinese white pear), 1096 nucleotides. Its product is annotated as deSI-like protein At4g17486. Bases 171 to 851 code for a protein of 226 amino acids. Lineage: Eukaryota; Viridiplantae; Streptophyta; Magnoliopsida; Rosales; Rosaceae. Gene Ontology annotation, molecular function: deubiquitinase activity. The transcript has 4 exons. Gene Ontology annotation, biological process: protein deubiquitination. The record is from RefSeq and is a predicted model, not a curated record.